AUGCAUCAAUUGACCGAUCUUUCAUUAUCUAAUUUUAUAUUUGCUACAUAUGCUGGUAAAAACAGUGAAAUUACUGUUGAGCUAGCCAAAUGCAUCUGUCAAUUGAAAAAUUUAAAAAAACUUGACGUUAGUUAUAAUUAUCAUCUUGAGAAUGAAGUUGUUGAAUUGAUAAGUGAAUUGAGAGAAUUGAGAGAACUUAACAUUAGAUACUGUGAUAUUGGAGUAGAAGAGGUAAAAUAUCUCACUAAAUUGGAUAAAUUGCAUUCUCUGGAUAUUGGUAUUAAUCAAAUAUAUGCAGACGGAGCUAAAUUAUUAAGUACAAUGAAAAGUUUAACAAAGCUUGAUGUGGCUGAGUGCGAAAUUGGUGAUGAGGGAUGCCAGUCAAUUACAGAGCUUUAUCAAUUGACUGAUCUCAAUAUAAAUGGUGAUGGUAUUGGUGUUGGGGGAGCUAACUGUAUUGGUCAGAUGAGGAAUUUAAAAAGUCUCGAUAUUAGCAAUAAUUUCUUUGGAAAUUAUGGAGCAAAAUCAAUAAGUGAGCUAUCUCAAUUAGAAAUUCUUAAUGUUUCAUAUAGUGACAUUGAUGAAGUGGGAGUUUAUCAGUUACGCAAAUUGAAAAAUUUAACAUCUCUUUCCAUUCAUCAUAAUGAGAUAACUGAUGAAGGAACUAAAUAUAUAGUAGAAUUGGACCAAUUAACUCAUCUAGAUAUUAGCAACAAUCAAAUUGAAACAGAAGGAGCAAAAUCUAUUAGUGAAAUGAGUCAAUUAACCUCAUUGAAUAUUAGUUCUAAUAUUAUAGGUGACGAGGGAGCUCAAUAUAUCAGUCAUUUAAAAAAACUAACAUCACUAAAUGUUAGCAAAUGUAGAGUGAGUGAAGAAGGAGUUGAAUCUAUCAGAAAACAAUUGAAACACUUGAAAACGCUUGAGGUAGAAUAA
Messenger RNA from Naegleria gruberi, 933 nucleotides. RefSeq lists its product as uncharacterized. Gene Ontology annotation, molecular function: GTPase activator activity; small GTPase binding. NCBI's taxonomy places the organism in Eukaryota, Heterolobosea, Eutetramitea, Acrasida, Naegleriidae. Gene Ontology annotation, cellular component: perinuclear region of cytoplasm; nucleus; cytosol. Bases 1 to 933 code for a protein of 310 amino acids. The record is from RefSeq and is a predicted model, not a curated record. The transcript has a single exon. Gene Ontology annotation, biological process: activation of GTPase activity; nucleocytoplasmic transport.